Aspergillus clavatus NRRL 1 is the source of this 858-nucleotide messenger RNA. RefSeq lists its product as uncharacterized. NCBI's taxonomy places the organism in Eukaryota, Fungi, Ascomycota, Eurotiomycetes, Eurotiales, Aspergillaceae. The record is from RefSeq and is a predicted model, not a curated record. Bases 1 to 858 code for a protein of 285 amino acids. The transcript has a single exon.
AUGUCCGUGAACCAGGUGGUAGAAGGCUUCAGCCUCACCAACCGCUGCCUCCUCUACACCAGCUUGAUGCUGGCCCCAGCACAGUUCCUCUCCGGCAUCGGCAGCAACUGCCCCAGCAAUCUCGGCUUCCUCGCCUACAACUACUACACACAGAUCGCAUGGUACAAAGCCGUGCGCGACAGAGAGCUCCACGCCCUCUCCCUCCUCCCCGUGCACUUCAACGUCGUCUACGCUCUCACCUACCUCGGCGGCGUCACCUCGGGGGACAUCUACAUGGGCCUGCUGCAGUGCGCCGGCACCGCAGGCGUGCUGGCCCUCAACACCUGCUCGGCCUGGACCAGCUGGAAGACAAAUCUGCCCGAGGGCGACGGGAGCUACCAGUUCUUCUUCUUCGGGUGGCGGACGCUCUCGCCGGGCUGGCGCAAGUUCAUCAUGGUGUGGCAGAUUGGCGACUCGAUCAUCGCGUUCUCUGCGACUCUGUGGGGCUUGUCGAUGUGUAUCAGUGCGAUCACGCUGCAUUGGGAGAGGAAGAUCAAAUGGUGGUACAAGUACGCUGCCAUCCCGGCGGGGGCGCUAGUGAUGAUGUUCUUUGCAUGGCCGCUGGUGAUGUGGACCGAGUUGAUUAUUGCCAGGAACCAUAUUGAGUCGGACACGGAUAUGGUUGCCGUUUGGUUGUUUCUGGCGCAGGUCGUGGCCAUGAUCGUGCCUAGCUGUGGGGGGCGAUUUCGGAAACGAGAAGGGUCGGGGCAUGAGAAUCCUGAGUUAUCCUCGUUUUUUACAGCUGGUCGGAUGCUAGGAGGUUUGUUUCGUGGACCGAAGGGUGAUCAGAAGCCGGAUAUGGUAUCCUCAGGGGCGUAG